GCUUGGCUCGUGCGUAAAAAUAAUCGGUUGAUAUCUGUAAUUUGUGUUUAUUAUUUUAUAAUUUUCACAAAAGUACUGAAUUGUCUACUAUUUGUUGUGGCGACAUAUGAAACAGUGGGUGCCAGACCAACAUAGAAAAUCAUGUCACAACUACUCCGUCAAGUAACUUUACUAACCUGUCGCACUCCCAUCGCACAGUCACAGCGUUUUCGUGGUAAAAUCAAUAUUCAACGUCCACGCGCGCCACACUAUGAACGUGCCAAAGUGCUUGCCGUCGCUCAAUCAUUGCAGCCGGUGGAGGAGAUUGACAAGUCGGUAGCAUGCUUUACACGUCGUCAACGCGAUGCAGAUUUAGAGAAUCCAUACGUUACGGUUAUAGCGCGAGAAGUACGCAAUUGGUUGGAACAUUCACGCAUGGUUGGUUUCUAUCACUUGAAUUCCAUCAAACAAGAUGAUCUCUUCGAAGUGCGCGUAAAAUUGCACAAGCAAAAUAUGCACCUUAAGGCAUAUGGCAAACAGAUUGUGCGCAAAGCUGUUGAGGGCACACGUUUCGAAGCUAUUCUACCACUCUUUGAAAGCAACAACUGUAUAGUAUUUUCGCCCGAUCAGCAGGUUGGGCAGCUCUUGCGUAUAACUCGUCGGGUACCGCAAAUGCUAUUGUUGGCGGGCAUAGUUGAUGAGCGACUACUAAGUCGAAAUGAGUUUGUUGCCUAUUCACAACUGCCUGGCCUGCAAGCAGUACGGGGUGAACUGGCACAAACUCUUAAUAUGGCAGCUGGUCACUUAGUGCAACAAUUGGAAACACAUCAGAAGAAUUUGGUAAAUGUGCUUGAUGUGCAUGCAAAGGGCAAAGCAGAAGAAACCGAACCUGCCAAGGAUGCAACUGAGACGGAGAAGGCGUGAAAUUAAUUUACGUGUAUGUUUAGUGUUUAAAGUUUAAAUAUGUUAAAACAAAAAGAAAACGAAAUGAAUAUAAAAAAUUUGGCCGCUAAGUCAAAAAAAUUAAUCAAAA
Messenger RNA from Anastrepha obliqua, 1012 nucleotides. It is a transcript of the gene mRpL10, whose product is annotated as 39S ribosomal protein L10, mitochondrial. Gene Ontology annotation, cellular component: mitochondrial large ribosomal subunit. The transcript is spliced from 2 exons. Bases 142 to 903 code for a protein of 253 amino acids. Gene Ontology annotation, molecular function: structural constituent of ribosome. Gene Ontology annotation, biological process: translation. Lineage: Eukaryota; Metazoa; Arthropoda; Insecta; Diptera; Tephritidae. The record is from RefSeq and is a predicted model, not a curated record.